Messenger RNA from Meloidogyne enterolobii, 771 nucleotides. The record is from the annotation of a GenBank genome assembly. Lineage: Eukaryota; Metazoa; Nematoda; Chromadorea; Rhabditida; Meloidogynidae.
AUGAAUAAUUUCCAAUCAAAUAAUAAUUUAAAUUAUUAUGCCCAUCAACGAGCAUCUUUUUCUACCGAUAUUGUUUGUACUUAUAAUAAUAACAGUACAUUUCCUAAUAAAAUAUCUCCAAUACAAAAUACACCGAAAAUUCAAAUUUCUUUUCCUGAAUCCAAUGCUUUACCUCCACCUAAGCCUAUCAGAAAUAGACCUUCUUAUCCGUUUACCAAAAAAGUUAUUGGGAGAAAUAAAAGUGCUCAAGUAAAUUGGAAAAAAAUGGGAGAGGCUGUGCUUUCAUCACAAUAUAAACAAAAAAUGGCUUCUCAAUCUAUAUCAAAAACUAUGUCUAAUAUUGUAAUACCCAAAAAACGUUAUUCAACUUGGCGUAAAGAUUCAUUAAGGGAUUUUCAAACAUCAACAUUCACAAAGGAAAAACGUAAACAUAAAUCUGUCCCAAGUUCUUUAAAAACAGUAAUGGCUUUAUCUGGAUUAUUUGUUUGUGGUUUAAUGUUAUUAUUAAGUGGUAUAAUUGUUAUAUUUUCUCAAAAAGAUUUGGUUUUUCGUGCAGCCGGUGCCGGUCUUUCAUUAUUUGGAUUAAUUUCACUUUUAAUUUGUGCUUUAUUACAAAGAAAAAAUGUUGGAAAAUGGUUUUCAGAUAUGAGCAGGGAUUUAUUUGCUUUAAGGGAAGCAACAACAAUAAUUGAAAAUGUUAAUAAUAGAGAAGGUAAAAGAGAAAGUUUUAGUGUUAUUGAUGAAAUACCUGAUACUUUUAUUAGACAAUAA